CCAAUCGAUACAGUCAGGUCGGAUAGAAGCGAUAACGACUACAACUUACUCUAAGUAAAAAGGUGCACAAAGGGAACACCAAGCGGACGUUUUACGGAGGAUGUACCUGUGAACGUGUGACUUUACUAUGUAUUAUUCAUACCAACUCAUAUUGAACCUGAUUCAGCGUGUGACGUGAGUAUAAUUAACCAUGGACUAAUGAUGGAUCUGUAUAAUAAACGUAAAUUAAAUACAGGUCAAUAAGAAGGGGUGUUUUUGGCAUUCGUUGGUGUAUAGAAGUAACAAUUCGUUCAUUCAUUUAUCAUGUGAGACGAUAUAUGUUGGAGCAAAGCAAGUUGUUUCGUGUAGUCUAUAUAAUGUAAUUUGGUAUUCAUUUCCGUAUAGUCAAUAUGAUUGAAACAGUUCAACGUCGACCUUACUUGUGAUAAAUAGAUUUUGAAAGGAAGUAACACGAACAGCAGAGGAUAACAUGUUUUAAGAAAAAAACUUCUGUGCAUUGACUUAUGGAAUAAGUCCAAUUUCCGGGAAAAUCACAAACAAUGGACAUCACCACGUCCUAUAUUAACCAGACAAAUGACACGUUCGCAGUUUCAGGAGAAGAGUAUGUUCAUUUUCUAAACAUAAUUGUGUUUAUAGAAGCGACAAUGUGUGUUCUUGUAGUAGUUGGGAACGGAUUUAUAAUAACUUUGAUUGCAAGGAGAAGGUUGCUGGGGAGAUCUACAAAUAUAUUUGUGUUUUCGAUUGCAACAGCUGAUUUUCUGAAUGGGAUUUUAUCGAUACCCGCACGUGUCCUAUUUCUUGUCGUUGGAGGAGAUUCAACAGCCUAUCUAUGCAAAUGUCACAAAUUCUUUAUGUAUUUGACGAAAACUGUUGUGCCAUACACAAUCUUGUUCAUGACAGCGGAAAAAACCAUGCGGAUUUUAUGCCCAACGAGAGAGAUAGUAACGGUAGCUAGGUGUAUGUUUUUCACCAGUUUGUGGUGGUUCUUCAGUGCGGCCUUUAACAUCUGGAGUGUUGUCUUAUAUACAAAAGGAAAUAUAAGUAUUGUCAACAACGAUGUUCCCACAUAUCAAAUACCCAGUUGUGUUCUUAAUUCUAGAUUCAUCGACUUACACAUCGCUUUUCUAGUGAUAGAUGUCAUCGUUAUUUUUCUGAUACCUACUUUCGCAAUACUUGGAUUAUAUUGUGUGCUGGUCCGAAAUUACUUCACUGUGCUUAGGGAGAGAAUUUCUACUUACUUCUAUGUGAUAAAACUAUUCAUAGCGUUGUUUAUAACAUUUGUGUUGUGCCACCUUCCGUUAGAGAUAUUUACCUUCCUCGACAGCAGAACAAAGCCAUUUACAUUGUUCUAUGUGCUGGCUUCCAACUUUGCUACUUCGCUUUAUUUCACACGAGGUAUAUGGAAUUUAGUUAUAUAUGCCUAUUUUAAACACUAUGUUUGUCGGAAAAGACAAUUUUCCAGCAUCCGCGCAAAUGGAGCCUUUCGAGGGGGAAGCAUGGGAGUUUUACGGCAGCGCUUCAGACCGAGAGAUCGAUAAUUUUACAUGUCCAUGCUGUUUUAAAUUCGUUUCUUGAAUUAAAAUAACUCCACUCUAAAUGUUCACUUAAGUGAAUAUUUGAUAUAUUUUACCGGUUGCUGGCAAACCGGAAGUAGAAAUAUUGAACGGUUCUAACAUUUAAUAACAUUGACAAAUUCUUUUUAAAAGAAAUUCUAUGAUUUGUUUUUGUAUUUUACUUCCACUUUGAUUACGAUAUCCAUUUUGCAAAAUUGCGCUCUAAUAAAUGUUUUUCAUAAUUUUACCGGCCGGAAACAAAUCUUAUGAAAUGGUAUUUGAAUUUGCUUCAACAAGUGAGGAUAUAAUCAAUGUCAAAGGUCAAUGAUAUACAUGAAACACAAGUGUAAGCAAAGCAACAUACAAGAAUUAUCAUGUUAUGUAUCAUAUUUCUACCAUCAAAGGACACUGUGUUGUUUUAUACCGAAGUGUUUUAUAAUUUACCCGUUUGUGGACGCUACAAUACUGAGUAUGACUUUUCAACAAUUCGAUAAUCAAUUCGAUUUAAUCAUUAGAACAUCAUUGAUGUUGAAUAUGAAUAUCUGAAGAUCACAAGAGUUUUGUAUAUAGAUUAACCUGAACAAAUACAGGAUAUAAUUAUAGGAGAUAUAAAAGCGAAUUGUUCUAGCAAUGCAAACACAUCACGAGUAUGACAAAUUAAUAUUACACGAAGGAGGCCCAGAGGGAAAAUGCUUUUAUCUUUUUUAUAAUAAAGAAACAUUUAUGAUAAUAAACACGA
Molecule: messenger RNA, 2292 nt
Organism: Pecten maximus
Lineage: Eukaryota; Metazoa; Mollusca; Bivalvia; Pectinida; Pectinidae
Product: beta-1 adrenergic receptor-like
Exons: 1
Coding region: 540-1538 (332 amino acids)
Biological process (GO): G protein-coupled receptor signaling pathway
Cellular component (GO): membrane
Molecular function (GO): peptide binding; G protein-coupled receptor activity
Source: RefSeq, a predicted model, not a curated record